AUGCUCAAACCACAGAGUGAUGAGGAGGCCACGGUGAAUGCCACGAGAGCAAGGAGUUCCAGGAGACGCCUUGCUGCCACCUCGUUCCUCCCGGAGCUGCUCGUCGUGUGGGAGAUCCUCGUCCGCCUCCCGGCGGCGGCGCUUCUCCGCUGCCGCGCGGUCUGCCGCUCCUGGCGCGACCUCACCUCCACCUCCGAAUUCCUCCUCGCCCACCACCUGCGCCAGCCGUCGCUCCCGCUCGUCUCCUUCUGCGGCGAGAUCGACGCCUGCCGAAGAAACGUCGACGCCGGCCUCGACGCCUUGGACUUCCGGCGACGCCCCGCCGAGCGCCGCCCUGUGCUCCGCUUCAGCGACUACAGCCGCCGCGGCAGCUUCAAGGUCCACGCCUCCUGCGACGGCCUGCUGCUGCUGUCCCUCUCCAAUAAUACCUUCUACAUCUGCAACCCGGCCACGCGCCAGUGGACCACACUGCCCAGCCUCCAUGGCGGCGUCGCGGGGCUCUACCGGCACAGCUCGUCGGGCGAGUACCGCAUCUUGUACAAGCAGUGGACAGAUGAGGAUGAUUUCGUCUGCUACUACGUCCGCACCGUGGCCUCCUCCGCGAAGCCAACGGCCAGGCGGAUGUCUUGUCCAACCGUUGGCAAUUCGCCACGGGCGAAUCUGUUUGAGAUGGACGGCACGCUUGGCAUCAGCCCUGCUGAUGAGAGCAGCAUGGUACUGAAGCUAUGGGUGCUGCAGGACUACGAGACGGAGGCGUGGUCACUCAAGUACCGGAUCCGACUUCCAAUAAUUGAGGUGAAAAGGACUCCUUACGCUAGGCCGCCGCAGUACAGUUUCAACGGGGUCCUUGUGUCCAAGGAAGGGGAUGUGCUGUUCUGGUCCGACGACCGUUCUCGUGGUCACCUUUUUCACUGCGACAGCAAGGGCAAGUUGCUUCAGAAGCUCCAUGGGGAUCAUGUGUCUUCAGGUGUUAGUGGACAGUGGUUCAAAGAAAGCCUCGUCAGGCAUGACUUCUUCGAGAGGCAAGAUGGCUGUCGCCGUCGCCGCGUGAGCCAGCCGCGGUUCUUUUCAGGACUCUAG
Messenger RNA from Panicum virgatum (switchgrass), 1080 nucleotides. RefSeq lists its product as uncharacterized. The coding region runs from base 1 to 1080 and encodes 359 amino acids. The record is from RefSeq and is a predicted model, not a curated record. Gene Ontology annotation, molecular function: protein binding. The transcript is spliced from 2 exons. NCBI's taxonomy places the organism in Eukaryota, Viridiplantae, Streptophyta, Magnoliopsida, Poales, Poaceae.